GAUGCUGGAGCCGGUGUGAGCGGCACGGGGGCUGCAGCCGGCGGCGGCCCCCCCUGGCCCCCGCCCCGGGGGGGUGCCCAGCCAUGCCCGCCGGCAGCAACGAGCCCGAUGGCAUCCUCAGCUACCAGAGACACGAUGAGGAGGCUGUGAUUGACCAGGGCAGGACGAGCAACGUAGUCAACAUCCACUAUGAGAAGGAGGAGCUGGAAGGGCACCGGACGCUGUACGUGGGUGUGCGGAUGCCGCUGGUGCGCCAGGGCCACCGGCACCACCGCGCGCAUGGCCAGAGGCACCGCAAGCGGGAGCGCGAGAAGGACGCGGGCCCGGCCGAGCAGGGCUACCACUGUGAGUCCUCACGGGGCCUGGAGACACUUGCAUGGCUGUUUUAGCAAGGAAAAGUUUUUGUGGUGGUUUUUUUGGCUUUUUUUUUGUUUGUUUGUUUGGUUUUUUUGUGUUUCUGUGUGU
Messenger RNA from Prinia subflava (tawny-flanked prinia), 465 nucleotides. Its product is annotated as electroneutral sodium bicarbonate exchanger 1-like. The coding region runs from base 84 to 389 and encodes 101 amino acids. The transcript is spliced from 3 exons. NCBI's taxonomy places the organism in Eukaryota, Metazoa, Chordata, Aves, Passeriformes, Cisticolidae. The record is from RefSeq and is a predicted model, not a curated record.